CGUAACCACCCAAAAAGGCGGGUGUUACUCCUACGUAGCUGGUUGGAAUAAAAACAGUUACGCGCUGUUUGUAGGUUUCGUUUUGCAGUCAAGACGCUGUCCUGAGAAAAGGGGAGAUCAUAUUGAGACUUAACACAACACCGUACGGAUCAUCAUGGACUGCUGUGGCCUCGUUUGCAAAUACAUAAUCUUCAUCUUCAACUUCAUCUUUGCGGUGCUGGGCUUUGCCUUUCUGGGUCUGGGCCUGUGGUUGAGAUUCAGCAACAGCACCGGUGGCAUCUUUGCAUUAAGCGCUCUCAACUCCAGCACCUUUGUAAUUGGUGUGACUGUACUGAUCGUGCUUGGUACACUGAUGCUGAUCGUGGUCAUGUUCGGAGACUAUGGGGCCAGCAGUGAGAAAAAAUGUGCUCUUCAAGUGUUCUCUGUUCUCUUGUUCAUCCUGGCGCUCGCUGAAGUUGUUGUUGGAGUACUCGCUUACACCCAGAGGGACGAGGUUGGGGCGAGGGUUGCAGAGUUCUACAACAGCCUUUAUACUCUGUUUGCAACCACUGGAGAUGGGGGCCUGGGUCUCACGCUCAUGUUCAUUCAUGAGCUGCUUCAUUGCUGCGGCGUGACAGGGAUCCCGUUGUUGGAGUCAGUUGUAGCGACCUGCCCCAAACCAAGCGGGUUCUUGGAAAAGAUCGCCAUGCCUAGCUGUCCCGGGAUCAUCCUUGAGUUCUUCAACAAUAACGCAACAAUGGUGAUGGCCCUCUUCAUCGGAAUUGGAGCUCUUUUGAUAAUUGCUCUGAUUUGCAGCACUAUCCUCAAACAGAAGCUUGUGUCCAGCCCAUCUCCUCAGUACAUCGUGUUGACUAACUGCUCUCCAUCUCUGGCUAACAACCCAUCCCAGCAUGACUUUGUCGCCAGCUCGAGCCCUGACCAAGAACCAAUCAUCUUCACUCCUCUCACUGCAGCCAACAUCCCUGUUGUCCAGACUUAGCACCCCCCCACGUUACAUUUCUUCCAACAAUGACGAAUAGAAACCGGCUUUAUCUAAAAACACUCAUAAACACCAGAUUGGGCUUCUCCAAGAAUGACUGCUGCGUUCUACUUUUGGGGUAUUAUAACCAACUUAAAAGUACAAAUAUUUGUAAGACACAAAGGAAAGUAUGGCCAGCAAUGUAGCAAGGCACAGACUUUAUAUAAACUUUGCCAUACACUACAUUUUCCUUUUCAUCUUGGGACUGUUCCAAUAUUACCACACACAGUUCAGCAUUAAAAUAGCAAGAAAAGGGACUCAAAUCAAGCGGGUGUAAUGACUGAAAAUGUCAAAUGUCCAGCCUCCCAAUUAAAGUGUAAACAUUUUUGCUGUCAUGACUUCAUAACACCAGACAAGCAGGAUGCGCACGCGAUGGAUGGGUAAAAAAAGAAAAACAAAAUACGAAUUUUUGAAAUUGUGACUUGCGACCCCAAAUUUGGUCAUGGAUGUCUGCCAUACAUCACAAACAGGAAGUCAUGCUCUAUCCAUGAAUAUUGUCCACAAAAAACAUGUAGAUUUUCAUUCCAAAGCAUACAAUUGAAGAGAGGGCAAAGCAGCUUAUCCAAGAGUGCCAAGGAAAAAAGGACACAAACUGUGUCAGUGUGGGAAGAUAGAGGAGUGAGGAACUUCCUCUCUUCCUGCGGAAUGGGAGUCAGCACUCCCACUAUUUCAAGGUAGUCACCUGUGCCGUAGCGCGGACGAGCUGACCUGAGCAUAUUUAGCUAGUUCAAAGGAACCGAGAGGUGAAAAGUUCACACAAAAAUAAUUGGAUCAAAACAAAGUAAAAGUUGAUACAAUGGAAAUGCUGGAUUUUGCCAAUAUAAAGGUUUUGCGAGAUAACGCAAGGUUAUUGCUGUGUUACCUUGCAAAAAGUUUGAGAUGCUGCAAACACUGUAGUGCUGCUCCGGCGGUACCAGAGACCACCACCCCAACCCCCCACCCAUUGAAGUUGAAAUUUGUGAAAAAUACGGGAAAGAAGGGCGAACUACGGUAGUUUCCAGGCGAAAACGAGAUGGUUGACAGUCACGAAAUAUCUGUUCCUGUACCUCAUACAGCAUCUCAAAAAAAAAGAUAUCCAUGUUUCCAAUAAUAGAGCACAUUUGUAAAUAUGGACAUGUGCAACAAAAAGAUGACUUAAUUUUCUGGCUGUAAAAAAUGCUCAGUAGAUGUGGUUAAUUUUUCCAGUCACGACCCCUUGUGAUUUCGCCAGGCCUAAGUAGUCAUAGAACCAACCCCUACUCUCUCAACUUUCAUUCUGUCAUCUUGAAAUGCUUGACAAGACAUUUAACCUAAUAACCUUUUCAGCACCCCAACCCAAUAUGUUUUUUUUUUUGUUUGUUUUUUUUU
This is a messenger RNA of Dunckerocampus dactyliophorus (ringed pipefish), 2365 nucleotides long. RefSeq names its product CD9 antigen-like. The transcript is spliced from 9 exons. Gene Ontology annotation, cellular component: membrane. The record is from RefSeq and is a predicted model, not a curated record. Bases 155 to 979 code for a protein of 274 amino acids. Lineage: Eukaryota; Metazoa; Chordata; Actinopteri; Syngnathiformes; Syngnathidae.